Trichosporon asahii var. asahii CBS 2479 is the source of this 1917-nucleotide messenger RNA. RefSeq names its product peptidyl-prolyl cis-trans isomerase. Bases 1 to 1917 code for a protein of 638 amino acids. Gene Ontology annotation, molecular function: peptidyl-prolyl cis-trans isomerase activity; protein binding. The record is from RefSeq and is a predicted model, not a curated record. The transcript has 5 exons. Gene Ontology annotation, biological process: protein folding; protein peptidyl-prolyl isomerization. NCBI's taxonomy places the organism in Eukaryota, Fungi, Basidiomycota, Tremellomycetes, Trichosporonales, Trichosporonaceae.
AUGGCCGAAGAUGGACUGAAGCGACCGAGAGAGGAGGAGGAGUCGGACGAGGAGAUUGGUGGAGAUGACUCAGACGAUGACAUUGGACCAUCUAUUCCAGGCGCCGGCGAGAAGAAGGUGCAUAAGAAGAAGAAGCUCGCGCACGAGAAGCUCUACCUCGACAACCUGCCUGAGGCUGACCGGUAUUGGAAGAGUUUCAUGCACCGCGACUCGAUCAACUUUGUAACGAUGACGAAAACGAACUUCCUGAUCACGACGUCAGUCGAUGGACAUCUGAAGCUGUGGAAGAAGCAAGAGUCGGGCAUCGAAUUUGUAAAGCACUACCGGACAUCGCUUCGGGCAAUUGUGUCCGUCAGUGCGAGCGCGGACGGAGCCAUGUUCGCCUCAGUCUCGGAAUCGGCGAAGGGGGGCCCCGGUGGAGAGGGAAGGGUGUUCGACGUUGUCAACUUUGACAUGAUCAACAUUCUCAAGUUUGAUUUCACGCCGAAAGCUGUCUGUUGGGUGCAUGAGCCGGGAUCGGGCUCGACUCUUCUCGCCGUUAGCGAUGUUGACUCGCCCAAGAUCCGGAUAUACGACGGACGCGGAGACGGCAAGCCGCUGCAUGUGCUAGAGAAGAUUCACCGCGCACCGGUUCACCUGAUGGAGUACUGUGCAAAGUACGACUGCGUCGUGUCGGCCGACGAGGCGGGCUUCGUCGAGUACUGGCAACCGAGCGAACCGUGGGGUCUCCCCUCUGUGCCGGGAAUGUGGCAGUACAAGAGUGCGACGGAUCUGUUCCACUUCAAGAAGACGAAGAGCAUCCCGACUUCUGUCACCUUCUCCCCGGACGGCAACCACUGGGCGUGCCUUGCGCUGCCGUCGCGUACUGUGCACGUCUUCAACACGCUGACCGGCAAGCUGACGCGGACGUAUGAUGAGUCGCUCUCCGCUGUCGAGGAGAUGCAGCAGGCUGGCACAGCGGUGUUCAAGCUUGAUGAUAUGGACUUUGGACGUCGAUUGGCGGUCGAACGCGAACUUGACGCGAGCGAGAGUGGACCAGGCGGAGCGCUCCGUACAGCCAACGCCGUGUGGGACGAGUCUGGCUCCAUGCUGCUCUACGCCACGAUGCUGGGUAUCAAGGUCGUGAACACCGUUACGAACACGGUCGCACGCGUGAUCGGAAAGGAUGAAACGCUGCGGUUCCUCAAUCUGGCACUGUUCCAGGGCGCGCCGCUGAAGCAGGUGCAGACGUUGGCCAUGGCGGCGUCGUCCAACCCGCUGCUGGAGGAGAAGGCCGCGCGCGACGACACGUUGUUCGCGACGGCGUACCGCAAGCAGCGAUUCUACAUGUUCGGCCGCGGGCACGAGGACGACGCACGCGGCGAGCGUGACGUCUUCAACGAGCGCCCGACGCACGAAGAGCGCACCGUCGUCAUUGAGAAGAAGCAGGAGAAGAAGGCUCUCCCGACAGCAGCGACGAUCCACACCAACAUGGGCGACAUCCGCCUCGAGCUGUACCCGAACAUUGCGCCAAAGACGGUUGAGAACUUUGUCACCCACGCCAAGAACGGGUACUACAACAAUGUCAUCUUCCACCGCAUCAUCAAGAAGUUUAUGAUUCAAGGUGGAGACCCCACGGGCACCGGCAGCGGGGGCGAAAGCAUCUGGGGUGGCGAGUUCGAGGACGAGUUCUCGCCUCUCGGUACGCACGACCGACCGUACACGCUGUCGUCGGCGAACGCGGGGCCGAAUACGAACGGCUCCCAGUUCUUCAUUACGACGGUCGCAACGCCGUGGCUGGAUAACAAGCACACCAGGCACAUCCUCGGCUACUACGGAGCGAAGAGUAUGGUCCCAGAAAGCAGCUGCUCUAGAAGGGACGGCUGCACCGCAUGCGGUAACGAUGCUGCGGACCCCGGCGCCUCCGUUUCAGGAUGA